GUUCAAGGCGUUUUCUUCAGGGCCUGCACCCAGGAGCAGGCUCGAAACCUGGGCGUCGUGGGGUGGGUGGCGAACACACGCCACAACACAGUCAAGGGAGUCAUCCAGGGCGAGUCUGAGGCAUUGGAGGAGAUGAAGGAAUGGCUGCGAAAAAAGGGGAGCCCUCACUCAAGAAUUGAGAGGGCAGAGUUCACAAACGAACGCACUCUUGAGGGGUUGGAAUUUGAUGCCUUCAGCACAGAACGGCUUUAG
Auxenochlorella protothecoides is the source of this 252-nucleotide messenger RNA. RefSeq names its product Acylphosphatase-2. The transcript is spliced from 2 exons. NCBI's taxonomy places the organism in Eukaryota, Viridiplantae, Chlorophyta, Trebouxiophyceae, Chlorellales, Chlorellaceae. The annotation marks the transcript as partial. The record is from RefSeq and is a predicted model, not a curated record. Gene Ontology annotation, molecular function: acylphosphatase activity.